AAUGCAGUCCUAUAUUCUCAUAGCGAAAGGCAUAGAGUUGUUGGUUUAGCAAAAACACAAUUAACAUGGCUUCAAAACCAGGGAUUCUGACCGAAUGGCCAUGGACAUGGCUUGGGAAUUUCAAGUACGUUGUUUUGGCACCAUUUGUGGGACGUAGCAUUCAGUCAUUGUUGAACAGAGAAGAUGGAAGCAAGAUAGAUAUUGGAUACUUAAUUAUAUUUCCAUUUCUCCUAUUCCGGAUGCUUCACAACCAAAUAUGGAUAUCCUUGUCCAGAUACAGAACUGCAAAGGGUGAUAAUCGAAUUCUUGAUAAGACCAUUGAAUUUGACCAAGUUGACAGAGAAAGAAAUUGGGAUGAUCAAAUCCUACUUAAUGGACUAUUGUUCUAUUAUGGAUACAUGAAGUUGGAGCAGUCUCAUUACCUUCCUAUAUGGAGGAGUGAUGGUAUCAUUUUGACAACAUUGCUUCAUAUUGGUCCUGUCGAAUUUCUCUAUUAUUGGCUUCACAGAGCUUUACACCACCACUUUCUUUACUCUCGUUACCAUUCACAUCACCAUUCAUCCAUUGUAACUGAACCCAUUACUUCUGUGAUUCAUCCAUUUGCAGAGCACAUAGCAUACUUCUUGCUAUUUUCCAUACCACUACUCACAACUGUGCUAACAAAGACUGCUUCAAUAGUUUCAUUUGGUGGAUAUAUCACUUAUAUUGAUUUUAUGAACAAUAUGGGCCAUUGCAACUUUGAGAUCAUUCCCAAGUGGAUGUUCUCUACUUUCCCUCCUCUCAAAUAUUUGAUGUAUACACCAUCGUACCAUUCACUACAUCAUACUCAAUUUAGGACAAAUUACUCACUAUUCAUGCCAAUAUAUGAUUACAUCUAUGGUACAUUGGACAAAUCAUCAGACACAUUAUAUGAAAAAUCACUUGAAAGGCAAGGGAAAUCACCAGAUGUUGUACAUUUAACACAUCUAACAACACCAGAAUCCAUUUACCAUCUCAGGCUAGGAUUUGCUUCUUUCGCCUCGGAACCCUACACCUCUAAGUGGUAUUUCUGGUUAAUGUGGCCUAUCACAUUGUGGUCUAUGAUGGUUACUUGGAUUUAUGGUCACACAUUUACUGUUGAGAGAAAUGUAUUCAAGAAUCUCAAUUUGCAAACUUGGGCCAUUCCAAAAUAUCGUGUACAGUACUUUAUGCAAUGGCAAAGAGAGACGAUUAAUAACUUAAUUGAAGAAGCUAUCAUGGAAGCAGAUAAAAAAGGCAUAAAAGUUUUGAGCCUUGGACUCUUAAAUCAGGAUGAGAAACUGAAUAACAAUGGGGAGGUUUACAUAAGAAGGCACCCUCAAAUAAAAGUAAAGUUGGUGGAUGGAAGUAGCCUAGCUGUUGCUGUGGUCCUAAAUUCAAUUCCCAAAGGAACUACCCAAGUGGUCCUUGGAGGCCAGUUGUCAAAAGUUGCUAAUGCCAUUGCCCUUGCUUUAUGCCAAGGAGGAGUAAAGGUCAUGGCAUUGAGAGAAGAAGAGUACAAAAAGCUCAAAUCAAAUCUUACUACUGAAGCAGCAAUUAAUUUACUUCCCUCAAAAACAUAUAAUUCAAAGAUAUGGCUAGUAGGGGAUGGAUUAAAUGAAGAUGAACAAUUGAAAGCACCAAAAGGAACACUUUUCAUUCCAUUUUCACAAUUCCCACCAAGAAAAACUCGCAAGGAUUGCUUCUACUUUCACACACCGGCAAUGAUUACUCCAAAACACUUUGAAAAUGUGGAUUCUUGCGAGAAUUGGCUGCCAAGAAGAGUGAUGAGCGCUUGGCGUAUGGCAGGAAUUCUACAUGCACUUGAAGAUUGGCAAGAACAUGAGUGCGGGAACAUGAUGUUUGACAUAGAGAAAGUGUGGAAAGCAAGUCUUGUUCAUGGUUUUCAGCCAAUAUCUGUGGUUUCUGCUUCUGAAUCAAAGGCUUAAGUUAAACACUUUUGUCAUCUAGCAUUGGUGUGGUGGCUUAUGAGUUAAAAGAAAAAGUUUAAUGUACCUACUUGAUAUAUCAAAUCUUAUAUAUUGCUCCUAAUAUGUUAUACCUUUCUUCGUUUCUUUAAGAAUUUCUAUGUUGUUCUCUCGAUGUUGAACUAUAUUACUUCUAUUAUAUAAGAUAUAAUUAGCUUUUU
Molecule: messenger RNA, 2146 nt
Organism: Solanum tuberosum (potato)
Lineage: Eukaryota; Viridiplantae; Streptophyta; Magnoliopsida; Solanales; Solanaceae
Product: protein ECERIFERUM 1-like
Exons: 10
Coding region: 66-1946 (626 amino acids)
Biological process (GO): lipid biosynthetic process
Molecular function (GO): iron ion binding; oxidoreductase activity
Source: RefSeq, a predicted model, not a curated record